Messenger RNA from Neospora caninum, 309 nucleotides. RefSeq lists its product as hypothetical. The transcript has 2 exons. The record is from RefSeq and is a predicted model, not a curated record. Lineage: Eukaryota; Apicomplexa; Conoidasida; Eucoccidiorida; Sarcocystidae. The coding region runs from base 1 to 309 and encodes 102 amino acids.
AUGGCAAGCCCGCAGGAAAAUGACACACGUACCAAGUGUGCCCUAUCGUCCAACAAACUCCCGGAACUCCGCGUUUCGUCACCACAGGACCAGCCUCCUUCCUCGCCGUACAUGGAUCCCAGCACGGGCAAGGCUAUUCCUAUCGAAGAGGGCGACUGGAGGCGGACUGGCGUGCUUCCCAAACAGGCACAGUCGGAUGGCGAAUCGCAGAAUGUGGACGACAAAAACGCGCUUGAUCCAAACCAACUUGAUUUCGGUAUUGAGCGACAAGAGAGUCGCCUUCCAGAAGAGGGAGAAAUCACGUUUUGA